GUAAAAGGGAGACAGAUAGUAGUAAACUGUUUAAAACUUCGGCGAGAGGGGCUGUUUAUCUGCUCUCUGUUUGGCUAAAUUAACACGUCAGCGUCGUCUACAGCUGUUUUCCACUAAAACACAACGGAAUAGUGUGAAUGUCCAGCCGGGAGAGUUUGGUAUCCACAUCCAGCGGAGCGACUUCUAACUUCAGCCGAGUUUACUUGGGCUUUUUCUGGAGACUCUGCAUGCUGGGGCUUGAAGCUGACUUCCUGAAGUCUGCGUCACAGAGAGGGAAACCUUCAUAAAAAGCAGGAGAAAGGCCUGUUUCUCAUUCCUCCUCAUACUGGAAGCUGCAGGAUAAUUACGCAAUGGCAAGAGGAUCCUCCAUUCCCUUGUUGCUUCUUGCAAUAUGCUGCCUUACGUCUGCAGGGCCAUUGUUUCGCAGCCCAUGUGAGCUGCUGCCUGUUGGGAUCGGCCACCCAGUGCAGGCUAUGUUGAAGAGCUUCACCGCCCUGUCAGGCUGCGCAAGCAGGGGCACCACCAACCUCCCCCAGGAGGUCCACAUCAUCAACCUGAGAGGACAUGCUCCAGAGGGACCAGACAACACCCUGGUAGAAGUCGAUCUGCAUCUGAAGCCCAUCCAGUCGCUGCUGCGCCACCAGAAGCCACUGGUUUUCGUGCUCAACUCCCCCCAGCCGCUGAUCUGGAAGAUCAAGACAGAGAACCUGGCCCUGGGCAUCAAACAUACCUUUCAUGUAUCUGAGGGCUCUGAGGUCCAUUUUGAGCCGAGAAACUUCUCCCUCUUUUGCCAGAUCCAGAGGGAGACCCUUCCCCAUGGCAACGAGCACCUCCUCAACUGGGCCCAGAAGAAGUACCGAGCAGUCACCUCCUUCUCUGAGCUCAGGAUGACUCAAGACAUCAACAUCAAAGUUGGAGAAGAUCCAGUGUUUUCUGACACCUGUAAGAUUGAUACCAAGUUCCUGUCUCUGAACUACCUGGGCGGGUACAUGGAGCCGCAGACAUCAAAGGGCUGCGUCCUGUCUGGGCCCGACAAAGACCGAGAAGUCCACAUUGUCGAGCUGCAAGCCCCAAACUCCAGCAGUGCUUUCCAGGUGGAUGUCAUAGUGGAGUUAAAGCCUCUUGAGGAUGACGCCCCGCUUCAUCGUGACGUGGUGCUGCUGCUCAAGUGCACAAAGUCCGUCAACUGGGUCAUCAAGGCCCACAGCGUGAUCGGGAAGCUGGAUGUAGUGGCCUCCGAUACCGUGAGUCUUGGUUCGAAUACUGACAGGCUGAUGCAUGUGUCGAGGUUACCCAAGCAGCAUUUGCCGUCGGGGUCUCAAGCCUUGAUCAAGUGGGCAGGGGAUCAUGGCUACGGUCCGGUCACGUCUUACACCAGCACUCCUGUGGCUAACCACUUCACUAUCAGGCUUAGAGAGCCAGAUGUGGUGGAUCCUCUGGAGAGCAUGUUGCCUCCAGAGCUGUCCAUCCUGCGUGACUCCAGUCCUCAUCUAGGAGGAGGAGAAGGAGUUGCUUCACCUCGCUCAGGUCUGCCCUUUCCCUUCCCUCCACCUGGGUCUGACGGCCUGCCCUACCUGCAGCUGCCCCACUCCCUGGAUGAGCAGCCCUGGGAAUUUGGAGAGCCUGAGGAGCACCAGGGCGUCCUAAAUGUGGGUCUCACUGUGCAGUGUGAGGACACAAAGAUGGUGGUCAGCAUCGACAGAGAAAGUCUGCAAGCAAGUGGGUUUACUCAUGCUAACCUCACGCUCCGAGACCCUAUGUGCAAAGCAACAGUAAAUGCCACCCACUACACACUUGAAACUCCUCUGGAUGGCUGUCAAACCACUGUAUAUCCCAUGCAGGGCAGCCCUGUGGCCCUCCACAUCAACUCUGUUCUGAUAAAUCAGUCAGAGAAUAAAGAUGGGAGCGGGGGGCCACUGGAUUAUGACGACCUGGAAUCUGGAGACGUGCUGUUUCCGAGAGAAAGAGUGGAGUCAGAGAAAACAUUUACAGAGCCCACAGAGCACCAAUCCGUAAUUGUGUUCAACUGCACAUACCCAAAGAGCCAGGAAUCCUCAGAAAUGCUUCACAGGAUUGUACCGGGACCAGCGAAGCAACCGGUCAACAACAUGACUUUUAACAUGGAGCUGUUCAACACGCUGCCGUUCAACAACCCUUCACGUCAGGCCUUCUACACUGUUGCACAAAAUCAGCAAGUCUUUGUGGAGGUCACCUCAACCGCAUCAGAUCCGGAGCUGGGGUUCACCAUCGUAUCGUGCUUUGUUUCUUCUGACUCCAACCCCAGUGUUGCCUCAGACUACACUCUCAUCCAGACGGUCUGCCCUACAGACGACUCUGUCCAAUACUAUCCUCAGAGGGAUUUCCCUGUCCUUCACACACCGAUGGAGAAGAAAAGUUUCAGCUUCAACUUCAACUCUAAUUUUAAUAUGUCCCUCCUUUUCCUGCACUGUGAGAUGAGUCUGUGCUCCAAGAUACCACAGAGUAACCAAAGAUUACCACCGUGUUUACAACCUGGUGAGACCUGCGAUUCCUUAGGUGUGGAUAGUAUCGUAUCGAUGAUGAUGAACAAGAAGACACUGACCAAGCCACUGGUUGUCGUGGAUGAAACAAGCCAAUCAGACAUAACAGUUUUUCCAACUCCAAAAGCACCUCCAAGUCCACAGGAUCCAUCCAAUGAAAGCCCACUGUACAUUCUGGACACUCCGACGGUGGUGGGGAUUGCUUUUGCAGCCUUUGUGAUUGGGGCUCUGUUGACCGGAGCCCUCUGGUUUAUCUACUCACACACAGGCGAUGCAGCUGCUGCAGGAACACAGCAGGUCCAGAAGUCCCAGCCCACCUCAGAGAACAGCAGCGCUGCCCACAGUAUCGGUAGUACACAAAGCACACCAUGCUCCAGCAGCAGCACCGCGUAGCCCAGGAAGAGACCCUGCCACAGCACCGUAGGGGUCUAUGACCACAUGGACCGGUGUGUCAGUCUCCUUCCAUGAAAGGAAAUAUGCAAUAUAAAGUUAAAAAAGUAGAAUCCAAAAUAGAACAAGGUAGAUGAUAAUGCUUUUAAUCCUUGUGUAAAUUCCUUUGAUGCCACUUUGACUAAGAACAGGAAAAAUCUACUGCUUUUAUUUUUAUUAGAUCUACAAAAAAUAAGUUAAUACCAGGCUUUCCUUUCUAAUCCAGAUGCUGUUUUUUAGACUUCAACACAGCCUUUUAUUUUGACCGUACAUGGUUUGAUUUAGGCUGUUUAUAACACGCAGGUGUGCAGCAAGGAAAGCAGACAAGCAGCAGUGAUGUCAGUAUUAGUAAGUGAGAUGCUGAUGGCUGGUCUAACACGUUCCUUCAUGACAUGCUGACCUUAAAGGGGCAAAAGAGCGAAGCAACCACUAUAAACAUAAGGACAAAAGUGCAGUAUGUUGUCAUCUUUUAACGAAGAGAGGUGAUGGCUUUUUAAAGAAAGUGUACCAGGUAUUGAAUGUAUACAGAAGAGUAAACACCAAAUAAUGUGACAGAUAAAUGUGAAAAGUCAUGUUGAUAAAAGAUACAUUAUAAUGCUAUCACUUUGAUGAUACUAGGUUCUUUAAGUAGUUACAGUAGUUCAUUUCAGCAGAUUUGAGUCUGAGACUCGAUGAAAAUAAUGUUUCAAACUUUGCAGGGGCAUUAUGUGUUCCCCUUUCUAGUUUCUGAUAACAGAAUAGUUUAACAUUUUGGUAAAUGUGAUCAGCACUCUGAGAUCUUUUUGAUAAGCUGGAUACUGGAGAUAAACAGCCUAACCUCGCCUAGCACAAAACGGAAAGAGACAGGAAACAGCAUAAAGCUUUAAUAACAAACAAACACUUACACCGCAGAGUGUACUUAGCAAUUAUUUGCUAGCUUUGCAACUGUCUCAUGCUGUUUCUGUAUGAAUUUUAGAACGGGGUUGUUAUGAGCUUAGUCAUCUGUUGCUCUGUCCAUCUUAAUGUACAGCCCCUGUUGUGAUGCUUGAAAAACAGCCUUUAGCACCCCCAGAGCUCAACUAUUAACAUGUUCAAUUUUGUCAAACUUAGUAACAACUGCGCUUUCUUGAUUUGGGGGUUACUUAAAAGUUUCUCUGGGCUACCUUUUUUCUCCCUACGCAUAGUUUUGAAGCUAGGCAAAAUUAAAAUACCCUUUCUCCAGCUCCAUCAUUCUCAUUAAGACAUCAGAGUGAUAACAACCAACCAUCCACCAUUAACUAUUAUAUUUGAGUCUUGAAUCUAAAAGAAACACAGGAGACGUGCAUACAAAUAUCUUCAAAUUAAAGAUUAAAAUGUUACAGUAAAUAAGUUAAGAAAAAAAUCAUAUAAAUACGCAUAUUUCCUCAAAUGUUAAACUUUUCUUUAAGUUUGAGAUAGAAGAUUAGAGCUGUAUAUUUGUGUAAGUAUUGUAAAUACUCAUAAAUGCUAUGAGGCAGAAUAUGUGCAAAUUCUGUUUUUCUACUUCCUUAUGACAGGAUUUGUAAGUUAUAGGUGAAAGUUAAUUCUAUAUCUGAUUUUUAGAUGUUUAAACAGUGAUAUUUAGUGACAGAUUUAGUGUAAACAGAGUAUAAUUUAAGGACAUUAAUUCAAAAUUAUGAUUAAGUAUAGUUGAAAGCAGUUUGAUCUUAACAUCUGUUUCUCUGCAACCCUACACUAUUUACUGCCAAUGUAAUUUCUGUAUCCUCUUUAAGUAAAAUGUUCAUUCUGUUAGAUUUAAAAAAAAUAGUAGAAAUAUACCCACCUUAAGAUAUAACUAAAAGCAGAUAAAGGCAGCAAAGCUACAAAUAAGUGACACAAUUAAUAUUGGCUUCUUUUAAUAAAGGAGUUGAAGAAUAAUGUCAUAUCACUCAGUGAUUCUGGAGAAAAAUGUUACACUUCAUUUUACAUAUUUUAUCGUCUCAGAAGCAGAGUAAGGUAGUGUUUAUAAAUCAUAAAGCUUCAUGUACAGUGUAUGUUGUGUAUAAACCUUGGCACUGACAGAGUGUUAAAUAAGCUGUACUUCGAGCUCAUUAUAAUGGACGUAUAUUUUCAUGUUUUUAUAUUUUUCUGCAACACCACGACUGUCCCACCGUCUCAGAACGACAUGAAUGUUUGCUGAAGUGCCUUCCUUUAACCUGUUUGAGUGUUUGUGGGACAAACUGUGCCCUUUGUAUUGGAGGAGGGGAGUUUCCCUGUAAGGAUUUAACCAGAACAAGAAAAACAGAAUGUACUCUAUCUCAACGUUUUUCUCCUCAUGUAAACAUGUAUAAAGCUUUCUACAGAGGGAACAGAGUUUAAAUUUAUAUAUAUUUGUGUAUAGAAUUAUAUUUUGGAAUAUAUUUACCCAGAGAAUUUUAUUGUCGUGUGUGUGUGAAAGUACUGUGAAUUUUUAUGGAUGUGCUCAUGUAUUCUACAUGAUUAAGGAGGAUUUAUUCUCUUCAUUCAUACAGGUCUCAUCACAUGUUUUAUGACACUUUAGUUACAGUCAUAUAUUCAUAUUUAAAUACAGAGCUAUUCAGCUGCUUUUGUGGAAUCACACUUUUGAGUGUUUAGUUAAAGUGAGUUGGAUGCAAAUACUUACACUUUGACUUAAAUGCCCAGUUAUAAAAAAAAAAACUGCACUGACAUUUAGUGACUUUAUGUUUUAGUUUUAUUAAAUCAUGUGUCCUAAAACAUAUUAUGUAAUGAGUCCUUAAUGAAUAAGAGAUGUAAAUGCUUCUCAAACUGAACAGGACUUCUUCUAUGCAGGAAAUACAGCUACAACUCUCCUCAUAAUAGCUAUGCAAGCUUAUUUUUUUUAUUUACAGACUAUUUUCCUACAAGGUGUCACUGAGUAUGGGCUGCAGCAGUGAGUAAAAUGUGCCGAACAAAAAAUUCUCACACUUCCAGGUAGACAACUGGUGGAAAUAAGCACCAGGAUAUACAGAAGCAUAAGGUUAAAAUUUAUUUACUUUUGUUAUCCCCUUUGGGCUGUUACUGUAAAGUUAAGAGUAGCACUCUUAAAACGGACGUCUGAUUUAUAUGAUUUUUCCGUUACACUUAAUCUUAGUAAUUAGUAAUUAGUAAUUUUAUAGAAAUAAGUGUUGUAUUCAUUUCUCAAGAAUAAGGUGGUAAUUACCUUGUAAUAAGUUAGCAUUUUAUCAAGUAUAAUCUUGGAAAUAUGAUAUAUUAAGGAAGUAUUUACCUAGUAAUGAUGCAUCAAUUAUCAAGUUGUUCCUUGUAAUAUUGUGGCAAUUCUCUGGUAUUUAGGUGGUGUUUUACCCUAACCCCAACCCUUUAAAGCUAACUCGAACCCUUAUAUUAUGUGACACAGUAAUUAUGUGGUAUUUUACCCUAAUCCUGACCCUUGUAAUAUUGCGGCUUUUCUCUGGUAAUUAGGUGGUAUUUUGCCAAGAUUUUUCUUAGAAAUAAGAUGAAAUUUUCAAUAUAAGUUGCUUGAUAACUCCCAGGUAAUGUCUUUAUUUUGGCCCACUAAAUUAAAGUUAAUCCUUUCUGAAUGGUUUUCAAGUCAUUUCUAGGCUUAGACGGUUAGGGCUAGAGGGUUAGGGUAAAAUCCAACCUAAUAACCAGAGAAUUGCCACAAUAUUAUGAGGAAUUAUUUGAUCAUUAACAAGUUAUUACUAGCUAAAUACUUUCUUAAUCAUACAGAGUUAUGGAUAAUAUGCCAAGUUAUUACAAGGUAAUUACCACCUUAGUCUUGAGAAAUCACUGGAUAAUUACCACGUAUCACUAUGAAAUUAAAUAAGAUGCUAAGGUUUGCUGUUUUUCUUCUCUAUAGUUUUGUUGCAUUUUUUAACAUCUUACAGCUGAUCUGGCAAAAUAAAAGACAAUUUUGAGUCCUAGAACACCAGAAUCAACUAAAAGGAUGCUUUUUAACUCGAGACCAUGCUUAUAAAAUUUUGAUUACUGUUUUUAAAUAAUGCACAUUUUAAAUUUACAUUUUAAAAACUAUGUUAUUACAAUUCAACUUAAUUUAAGCCACACUUACCUCGUGACUUAAAUAAACAUCUUCAAAACAUUCAAGAUAUAAAUGUCAAACCUAAGGGCUGAAUUGCUUCAGCUAAGUAAAAAUGCACCGCCAAUGAGGCAAGCCAUUUUACUUGAAUGUCUUUAAUAAGAUUUUGUGACUCAUUUUGAUUGUGGAUCCAGUUUCUGGACACUCAAAGGAUUUAAAUAUAUAAAAAAUUAGACCCUUUUUCCACUUUCUAUUGUUACUGUGCAACCACAUACACAAUAUCACCUAAAAAUGUUGCUAUUUUUCCGUGACCUUGUUGAUCCACAGCAUUAAAUUGUAUUAAAUUGUCUACCUGGAAGUUUUUGUCUGGAAAGAUGGUGAUCCUUUCCGAUUCGCUCAAACUCAAUGCUUGGUAAUCAUGCUGUCAUAGAACAAUAACCAGACUACAGACUUGUUUCGGUCCUCUUGUUGUCACAACAAUUGCAACAUCUCCUGAAAGUAAUGCAAAGAUGAAAUCAAGGAAAACCCACUGUUGGCAGCAGUUUGACCACAUAGAGAGCUGAAUAUAUAAUAAGUUUGUGUGUAUUCAGUAACAAUGGAGGAUGGAGAGAAUCCAGCUAUUUUAUUUUGUUUCUGGAAACCAAACUGUUUUCAAUAACACUUGAGAGAUGAUUUUUAUUGAGUUGCAUUGGAACCACUUGGACUUAGAGCAACAUUCGUGCUUGUUUGUUUUAUCGGGCCUGCUGCCAGCGAACGUCCGAGCCACAACCUUGCUGGAUCCUCUAUUCAGUAAAGCUCUCAGUAAAUAUACAGCAGUGAUAUGAAGCCGCUGUUGCUGUUAUCAAACAGCAUCAUCAUGAAAAACAACACUGCAUCCCUCUGUAUACAGAGGAUACUUAGUGAGAGAUCAGUGUUUCACCCAGCAGAAAUAUGCUGCAGCCUGUAAUCAGCGGUCAUUGUGGGAUUAAGGCGUUCUGACGUUCCUGUACUGUGGAGGUUUCUCUUAUCGACUGCGGUGAAUCCAUCUCCCGUAUGUAAUUAUCUCCUCCACCUCCCUCAUGUCAUGCUGUUAAGUGGCUGAGCCUCAAGUUAUGUUCUGGAUCUAAUCUUCUCAUUUGAGAUAAUUGGGGGAUUUCUUUCACUCACACUAACAUUAUGAUCCAUGAGAGUUGCUGUUCAAACAUUCCUGCCUGCUUUUAGCUGCAGUGCAUGCUGGGAAAGAGCUACACUUCUCCAUCUGUUACAAAAAUAUGCCAAACUUAGCAGAUAUACUACUCUGUCAAUAUGAAAUAAUGAUGCUGUAUCACAUAAAAGGAGCAUUUUUAAAGUGUGCAUGUUCAGUUUGUGAUUUAUGGUAAAUGCUGAUCCAAGAACAGCUGUAAUCUGAGCACAAAACUGCAAAAACUCCAGUUUAAGUGUAUUUGUCUGCCUAAUAAAAAAAAACUAAUUACACCAACUUUAAGCCACAUUUAUCUGCCAAAUCCAGACAAACAUCCUAUUUCAAGAUAUAAAACAUAAAAAUGAGGCCUGUAUUGCUUGUGGUGCCUCUAGUACGUUUCACCUAUGACUGUCUUGAAAUGA
Cheilinus undulatus (humphead wrasse) is the source of this 8502-nucleotide messenger RNA. It is a transcript of the gene tgfbr3, whose product is annotated as transforming growth factor, beta receptor III. NCBI's taxonomy places the organism in Eukaryota, Metazoa, Chordata, Actinopteri, Labriformes, Labridae. The transcript has 17 exons. The coding region runs from base 351 to 2912 and encodes 853 amino acids. The record is from RefSeq and is a predicted model, not a curated record.